Molecule: messenger RNA, 1740 nt
Organism: Plasmodium inui San Antonio 1
Lineage: Eukaryota; Apicomplexa; Aconoidasida; Haemosporida; Plasmodiidae
Exons: 2
Coding region: 1-1740 (579 amino acids)
Biological process (GO): rRNA processing
Cellular component (GO): Pwp2p-containing subcomplex of 90S preribosome; small-subunit processome
Molecular function (GO): protein binding
Source: RefSeq, a predicted model, not a curated record
AUGGAUAGCUCCAUAAUCCAGGGCGACGAUGUCAUAAUUACUGACACGUUUUUAAGUGACGAGGAGGGGGAGGCGGAGGAACAGUUAAUAAAACAAGAGGCCGCUGCGCAAAGGAACGGCCGAGUAGGGAUACAAAAAAGUGAUGAUAAUACCGCCUAUGUGGGAAACAAAAACUGGACGAGUCUUGGCCACACAAAUUUUGACGGACCAAGUGAAGAUAGAGCAUCUUCCCCCGAGAAGGCAUCUAUAAUGUUAGAAAAUGAUAAUCCAUAUGAAGAAAAAGCGAAUCGACGCGACAACCUGGAGGAAGGUUUUUUCGACUUUGGCAAUUAUCUCAACGGUGUUGAUGACGUUGAGGAAGAAGACAAACAGGAAGAGAGAGGGAAGAAGAUGCGAUCCAUAAGGAGCAACAAAGUUUGGCAUGACUCGGAUGAUGAUGUGUUGGAGAAGAGCUUGAACAGCCGUUCCCGGGGGUUUGCAGCCGAAUCGGAGGAUGACGAAAGCUUAGAGGGAGACCAAGUCGAAAUAGGACAUGAAACGGAUGAAGAACAUUUGAUCAAAAAUGAACAGAGCGAAAACUAUUUGGAAAAAUGCAUCGACAGGGUAGACAUCGAAACGUACGAGGGGGAGGAAACAAAAGACGCGGCAUCCACCAUCAAUAUGGAAGACAUAUACAUUUUUGAUAACAACGAAGUGGAUUCUCACAUAAAGAAGAAGAAACGACUAAAUAAAAUGAACGAGAAAAGCAUAUUUUUGAAAUACUACUUACAGAAAUUUACUUUCCAUCGAAUUCAGGACAAAAAAAUUAGACAGCUCGUGGGUAUGCCCAAGGCAAAUUUAAUUUUGCCUGUGUAUAACUCCGAUUUGUAUGUACUUCAGUACAAGGAUAAGUUGCUAAGCCUGUCGAAGAAGGUCUCCUUCCGCGGGAGGAUCGGCCAUGUGCAUGAGAGCAACGGGAGUGUCUAUAUACUCAUGCAUGAUAACUACGUUCGGAACUACAAUUUGGAAAAGGGGAUUGUAUACAAAAAUCGCAUUCAUCUUGGAAACGCUGGACGUGUGGUCCCCAUGGAAAUAAAAUUCUUUAACAGAGAAAGUGAGGAAAAGAAGGGGCUAUCACAUCAGAGUAGCGACCACCUGUAUGGCAUAUCGUUCAAACAGAGCAGGAAGAUAAACAUCUACGACACAAGAAGUUUUGAUGUCGUGAAGAACUUCGAAAUGGAUUAUAAAUGUAUUGGUAUGAAUUUCCACCAAAAAACAAACAGCUUGUUCGCCAUUGACAGUAAAGGAAAUCUAUACAAUUGGUGUCUGAACACAAAUCAGUUAAUCAACAGAGUUGUGGAUAACCACUCCGUUUUUCCAUCAUGUUUUACCCUCCACGAGGAUUAUAUCGUUACGGGUUCGUUUACUGGCUUUCUCAAUCUAUUUCGAGUAGACGAUUUGACGACCCCAAUCAAGAGCUUUAAAAAUUUGACGCUCCCAGUUAGCAAUGCUAUUUUUAACCCCACUCAUAAUUGUCUACUAUAUUAUACUAAGCUGGCAAAGAAUGGCAUUAAGCUCAUCGAUUUAGGUACAAAUUAUGUGUAUUGUAACGUCCCUUGGUUUAAUACCAAUGUGAGAUACAACGUGCUUGCUGCCGAUUUUUUCAACGGUGGUGAUAAUCUGUGUUUCUCCGUUAAGGCGAAUUCGUUUUACGUGUAUGACCUUUUUGGGGACAGCUCUGUUGCCUCCGGAGGGGGCUAG